CACCGUGUUUAGGCGUGUUUUUGUGUUGUCUAUUACAUUAUACGAGUCGAGGGUACCUAGACACAUCAAGCAGUCUCUUCCAACAGCCACAUAUACAGCAUAUGAUAGCCACAUAUGUUCUCACGAUGGAGGCUGUGUUGUUUUAAAACGGUAGCAAAGCUUGCUAAAAUGAUGUAUUAGAAUUUAUUGUGUCUCACUACGUCUGUCUGUCACCACGGAUUACGUUAAUACGGUGGCCAACGGUAUAUCUGGCCUAAUGAAUUUAGCAACGCAUAGCACUGACCAGCUGUGUGACUUGUUGUUUGUUAACUUCAACCAAGACUGCUCGUCACUCGCUAUUGGGACAAAAACAGGGUACAGACUUUUCUCAUUAGCCCAGAUCGACCGCUUGGAUCAAAUCUAUGAACAUGUGAAUGAAGAUAUUUGUAUAGUGGAACGGCUGUUCUCCAGCAGCUUAGUUGCCAUUGUCAGCUUACAGUCUCCACGGAAACUGAAAGUAUGUCACUUCAAAAAAAGUGCAGAAAUUUGCAAUUACAGUUAUUCCAGCUCUAUUUUGGCAGUUUGCCUAAACCGGCAUCGCUUGAUAGUAUGCUUGGAAGAAAGUCUGUACAUUCACAACAUUCGCGAUAUGAAAGUAUUGCAUACAAUCCGAGAUACACCACCCAAUCCACAGGGCCUCUGUGUCUUCUCUUCCAGUAAUGAUAACUGCUUCCUUGCAUACCCAGGCAGUAACCAGAUUGGAGAGGUGCAGAUCUUUGACACAAUGACCUUGCGUGCUUUAACUAUGAUCCCAGCACAUGAUAAUCCCUUAGCAGCUUUAGUAUUUAAUCCACAAGGGACAAAACUGGCUACUGCUUCUGAGAAGGGUACUGUUAUUCGUGUAUUUUCUGUUCCUGAUGGUCAAAAAUUGUUUGAAUUCCGGAGAGGAGUUAAACGGUGUGUCACUAUUUAUUCCUUGGCAUUCAGCCCAGAUUCUUUGUUUUUGGCUGCUUCUAGUAACACUGAAACAGUCCAUGUAUUCAAAUUAGAAACUAUGAAAGACAAACCUCCUGAAGACAGCCAAGGUUGGAUGGGCUAUUUUGGUCAAGCCCUUAAAACUUCAGCCAAUUACUUGCCUACCCAGGUAUCAGAGAUGUUUAACCAGGGUCGGUCAUUUGCUACUGCCCGCUUGCCCACAACUGGUCUUAAAAAUGUCUGUGCUUUAACAGUAAUCCAGAAUGUUUUACAUUUAUUGGUAGCAUCACAAGACGGUUACCUGUAUGUCUUUAACAUCGAUCCCAAAGAAGGGGGAGAGUGCGUACUGCUGCGCCAACAUAGAUUAACUGGUGUUGAGUGUGGAAGUUCAUUGGCUGAUGUCCAGUCAACUAGCAAAGACCAAAAUCAGUCUAACCCACCAGUGAGCUACGCUGCCAGUGUACACAGGUCUGAGCAGCAAGCUCUGGUCACUGCUGAUGCAACUUCUGUACUCUCCGGCACACCACCAGGUAAGCUCUCGACCCACCUUACAAAGUGUCCAGCCGACCAAGACUGGGUCUCUGCUCCAACAACACAGUGGAGUGGAGCCACCGCUGCAGCUCACAAACAUAGCUAUGCUGCAGUUCUGAAGAAAGAAGGUGGGCCACAGUGUCUAACAGAUGAUGGCAAUGGGGAGGAGGAUGUUGGUAUUGAUAUGUUAUUGUGUGAGGCGGCAGACUCCCAGCCAUACCAAGAACCAGAUCAAGGGGCUGAAAGAACAGGAGACUGUCUGUCACAAUAUGUCGAUACUUUACGCCUGCAUGACGACAGUGAAUUUCCACCUGUCUCUAAUUAAAUCAGCUUUCACUAUUUUUAUUUAAAUAAAGAAAAGAAAAUUAUAUAUAUACAUAUAUAUAAUUACUGUGGAAUUUCAAAAUCUAAAAAAAAAAAGUACUUUGUUUUCCUUUAAUUAUUCUCAAAGGAUAAAUUGGAAAAGAAAACUUUAUCACACUACUUUUUAAGCUGCUAUUACAAAAAAAAAAAGUUUGUUGUCCUCAUGUAAUAUGUCCAUCUCUUAUAAGUCUUUUCCAGACAUUCCACCCCGUCACAGAGCUUAAACCAGGUGGAAAUGUAAAUGUAAAGACGAAAGCUUAAGUACAUUUAGUUUUAUCUAGUAUGUAUUGAAGUGGAUCAGUUCAAGAGCCAAGACAUAAGAGGACUUCAGAAACACCAUGCAUCUGCUGCUUUCACACAAAUACUUUAUUUUCAAUGAGAAAGAGUCAUUAAGCAACCUACAGCCCUAUUAUUAUUAUUAUUAAUUUUAUUAUACUGACAAUAGACAUGCAAUGGUUAGCAACUACAUGAAACUUGAUAGCCACCUUGACAACUAUGUACAUAAAAAGUUCUCAUUUUUUUAUAUUUAAAGAAAUAUAAGUGAAGAAGAAAACCCAUUAUUUGGGACAGGGCUUUAUAUUCACUCUAACAUUCAAUGUCUUCAACUUAAACUCAGUCACUCCCCAACCACCAACACCAUGAAUUAAACUUCUUUGUUUUUGAAUUGAAAAAGGAUGGGGUGGGGUUUCUUAUUUAAUUUGUUUGGGAUCUUCUUUCUAAUUAAACAAAAAAACUGUUUACCAAAAUUUGUUAUUUGAUUAAUUGCUGUUGUAAUUAUUAGUGUUUUCCUUCAUCUUUCAUUGAUUCACCACUUCAAGGUUAUUGGCACUUGUUUGUCAAAUCUAAAUGCAUUUCUUUGCAUCUGAAGUGGGCAUCUUUAAUCAUCCAGAUGUUUCCAGAGACAGUUUUGUCUUUUGCAAUAUAAUAAAUGGUUAAAGACAGAUCUUGGCAGUUUGGUCAUCUAAAGGUGCCUCAUCCCCACACCUUGAAAGUCAAGUUUAAUGCUACUGUUUUUUUUUUAUUUUACUGAAAUAGGUGGGGUGGGGGCUACUGUUUUUGUUAAGUUUUUACACCUGCCCUGUUCUUUUAUUUUUUUAAAACACUAAAUAUAUUAUUUAGAUUUUUUAAAAUUUAAUUUCCUUUUGUUAUUGUUAUUAAUUUCUUCCAAUAUAUAUUUUUAAUAUUAUGGAGAAAUAUAUGUGUGUAUAUAUAUAUAUAUAUGUAUGUAUGUGUGUAUAUAUAUAUAUAUAUAGCAUGUUCUUAUAAAGUUCACUAUUUCUGAAUGUCUUUCCUAAAAUUAUUUGAAGAAAAAAAAGAUGUCUUGUAAAUUUCAGAACAAAUCAUUAAUCACCGACAGCAAGAAUGAUAUGAAAACAAAUAAAGCCAAAUGAUUGAUUAUCCCUAAUUGAAACUGUUGACACUCUUGUUUAUCACAGUUUUGUUUAAAAUCAUUUGGCCUAUCCCUCUGAUUACACAAAUAAAAUGGAAUCUUCUUGCCUAUACAAUGUA
This is a messenger RNA of Octopus sinensis (East Asian common octopus), 3357 nucleotides long. Its product is annotated as WD repeat domain phosphoinositide-interacting protein 2. The coding region runs from base 257 to 1810 and encodes 517 amino acids. NCBI's taxonomy places the organism in Eukaryota, Metazoa, Mollusca, Cephalopoda, Octopoda, Octopodidae. The transcript is spliced from 11 exons. Gene Ontology annotation, biological process: protein localization to phagophore assembly site; protein lipidation; autophagy of mitochondrion. Gene Ontology annotation, molecular function: phosphatidylinositol-3,5-bisphosphate binding; protein binding; phosphatidylinositol-3-phosphate binding. Gene Ontology annotation, cellular component: extrinsic component of membrane; phagophore assembly site membrane; cytosol. The record is from RefSeq and is a predicted model, not a curated record.